AACUAACUAAGUUUUUCCUGUGUUACAUCAAUUGCGCGCGCUUGGAACUUAAUUCCGCGCGGAAAAUGUCAUCGUGUACGGAUUUGUUGCGGCUGAAUGAAAGUCGAGUGUUUAAAGAUCUCAAAGCGAGCCUGUCGAGCAGCAUCAAGGAAACGCGGAAUAUCCUGGAGAUUCGUGACAAUGUGCUGUUUGUAUGGAAUACUGACAAAAGUCGCGUACUCACGUUCAACAUCGCGACCGCCCGUGGCGAACUCGACGAAGACAGCCCUUAUCAGUCUCUUCAACCGACAGAUCCGCCAAUAUUCGAUGUUACGAAUAUGUUGAUAAACGAGACUGCGACGCAGUUGGCGCUAUGGGGAAAGUUGGGCAUCGCACUCAUAGAGCUACCGAAACAAUGGGGCAAGGACGCCGUUUACGAGGGUGGCAAGGAAGUGAUUCUUUGCACAAAUCAUAACUUUGGCGAUUUUGGAGCAACUACAGAAAUUCUACAAGUGCGAUGGCAUCCGGGUUCCACGAAUGACUCACAUUUAUUGGUUUUAACAUCAGAAAAUUCUUUCCGUUUAUACGAGUGCGAACUGGGAGGUGCACCAAGACUCAUAAAAUGCUGGAAGGUCGGCCGUACACCAUCGGACUCGCCCUCGAAGAUCCCAGACUUUACGUCCCUCGGCGAGACCGCGGUGGACUUUGAUUUCGUGACUCCUACUCUGAGGAAACCGGAAAUGUUCGCCAACAUGGGCAUCGAUGAAAUAAAGGACAUAAUCGACUGGAAUCAAAUCGAGUGGCCGAUCUUAGUUCUUCGCGGAAACGGCGAAGUACUGAUUGUCCGCGGCAACGUUUUAUUAGAAAAUUACGAAGACCCAGUGGUUCUUGGCUCGCUAUCUAUGUAUCCGUCGACCGUCGACAAUUACGGAAUAGAUUCAUGCUCUAUCAUGUGCCUGCAAACAACCCCGCCGAUAGUAGUCAUCGCCAUGUGCACUGGAAAAAUUUAUCACGCAAUACUGCUGCGCGAAAUAUUGGACGACGACGAGAUGGACAGAAAGACUUGGUCGCAAUAUGGUUCAACUUAUAGUCUUCAUACACCGGACGACGCACUUUACGUCUACGAGUGUGUCGAACUGGAACUGGGUCUCCUCUUCACGGACGAUGAUAAGAAAUAUAAUUGUCCUGUCCAUCUUCAUUGUGAUAAGGGCAACAAAUCGCGAUAUUUUUGCUCUCACAAUGCUGGUAUUCACAUGGUGAGUUUACCGAUGGUUUCUCAACUGGAAGAUAUUGUACUUGAUAACGACGAGAACCAGUCUUUGUCAAAUCAUUCGACUUUACAAUAUCUUUUUUCUACGAGGACAAAGCACACAAGCACAGACGAAGCUACGCCGAUACUCGGUUUCGGUCUUCUUCAAGAACCCUGUGUGUUAAUCGCAUUACUGCACACGGGCAUCGUUAUCGAUCUCUCGGUUAUAGAUCUUUAUUACCUCCCAAGAAUCGAGCAAUUAGAACCUAUCGUCAACGUUCGCAAAAAAAGUAAUUAUCAAUAACUAAAUAUUGUGAACAAGGAACCGUUUGACGUGUAUAUAAAAAAAUUAUUGAAACGCGAAAUAUCGCAACCUAUAACUAAAAUAGGAUCCCGCUCAAUGUCUUUGAGCGAAUCCCUAGAAUUGUUAUAUCAUGCUACCAAUAUUUUUCGUACUCAACAUUUUGCCCGACACGAUAAAGUCCGGGAAGAAAGCAAUAAGAAGGUCCGCACUUUGAAAGCUUUAAAAAUUCAUUUAUUGAAAGAAGCUGAUACUAUAAUAGGGACGAAGAAAGAAUUGCGACAAACCGCCGAACGUUUAGCUGAAAAAUAUGAAGAUAUAAAUGAUAGACAAAAAGAUUGUGCGCGUAGAGCAGAGCAAGUUCUAAAACUGGUAAAUUACAAACAACCUUCAAUGACGGCUGUUGAGCGAACGGAGGCGGAAGAUUUGAAGAAGAUUCAUACAAAGUUACACGAUAUGGAAAUUCGACUUGAACAGCUGAAGAAAAAAGCUGCGCAACAAGCCACAUCUACAAACAAUACCGAACUCAACGAGAAGAAAGAAAUUGUUUUUUCAGGUAAUCAAGAGGUAGCAGUAAAGGAGAACCUUGCCCAAAUGGGAAAAAAUAUAAAAAAUAUGGUGGACAAGGUGAAACAAAUCAAAGCAGAGAUUAGUCUUUCAUAUAUCAGCAAAUAGUAGCAAAUAUUAUUAAUUUCUAAAUUCAUGAAAUAAUGGCAUAUUAAAAAAUCGACUAGUAUGAGA
Linepithema humile (Argentine ant) is the source of this 2270-nucleotide messenger RNA. NCBI's taxonomy places the organism in Eukaryota, Metazoa, Arthropoda, Insecta, Hymenoptera, Formicidae. The record is from RefSeq and is a predicted model, not a curated record.